AUGGCAUUAUCACGGGAGGAGGCGGAGCUUGUCUACAAGUUGUGUGUGGAAAACGACGGAAUCUUUACGGAAGAAAUCUUCGGACGACACAUCGCAAAAUUUAGACACUCAAUACAGCACGGUCUUGUGUCGAACUCUGUCGACUUUCUUAACUUUCUCAAACUGCUGAAGGGUUCCAGGCAGUACAGCUUCCACCACGACGAUGAUGGAAAGAAGUACGUCAGGCUGAGGGACAAGGAGUCACGCGAACAAGUGGCACGCCUGCAGGAUGUGGAAUACGCGGUCUUCUGCACCAUAGAAACCGCAGGGAACAGGGGCAUAUGGACGGCAGACAUCAAAAAGCUAUGCGAAAUCACGGGUAACCAACUCACCAGGACGCUAAAGGUUUUGGUUGAGCAGCAUGGGCUUGUCAAGCAGGUCACAAACGUGCACCAAAAGAGCAGGAAGCUGUACAUGCUCUUCAAUAUUAAACCCGCUAGAGAGCUAACCGGGGGUUCCUUCUAUCUCAACGGGGAAUUCAACGAAAUGCUAGUAGAGCACAUCCAAGAACAAGUUGGAUCCUUUCUCGCAAAAUUCCAGGGGUCUUCCCUCACUCAAAUCACCAACUUCCUAAAAACGUUGGAAAACAUCAGCGGGGAAGUUCGAGAGGAGGAUGUUCUCUCAAUCAUACAAAUCCUGAUGCUGGAGGACAAGGUCUACAGCGCUCCAACUGCACUCGGUGACACCAUAUACAUUUGGUCUGGAAGCGCUACCCCCAGCUUCGCCCAAAAAGCUUUCGGCACGCCGUGCUUCAGGUGUGAGCAAGUGGAGGCAUGUCAAAUAGACAAGUACCACGAUUUGUGCCCGUCUAAGUGCACCUAUCUCAAGCAGUGGCUGAGCUAG
Babesia bigemina is the source of this 882-nucleotide messenger RNA. RefSeq names its product RNA polymerase rpc34 subunit containing protein, putative. Bases 1 to 882 code for a protein of 293 amino acids. Lineage: Eukaryota; Apicomplexa; Aconoidasida; Piroplasmida; Babesiidae. The transcript is spliced from 6 exons. Gene Ontology annotation, cellular component: RNA polymerase III complex. The record is from RefSeq and is a predicted model, not a curated record. Gene Ontology annotation, biological process: transcription by RNA polymerase III.